UCUAUCAGGGAAAACAGUGUCGACUCGAAUGUGUACAGUGCGCGUUGUUUAAUAUUUAGGAUUGUGUACAAUACCGCCCACACAAUGUAUCAAUUAACGUCCAUCACCGAUUGUAGGAUAUACAUCGCCACUGCGUUUUUGAUCGCAGUGUCGAUCACCUAUUACUUUUCCAUUUCAACGUUCGAUAAAUGGAAAAAACUCAACGUGCCCUACAUCAAGCCAAUUCCGUUGUUCGGAAACUUUAUGAAAGUAGCUUUGGUCAAAGACCACCCGUUAGAGUUCUUUGAUAAAAUCUAUUACAAGUUCUCCGGUCUGAAAUACGGAGGACUAUUCCAGAUGAGGACACCGUAUUUGAUGAUUCGUGAUCCAGAAAUAAUCAUUAACGUGCUAAUAAAAGAUUUCUCAUAUUUCCCCGACCGUGGUAUUUACUCGGAUUUCUCAAACAAUCCAUUGUCGGAAAACUUGUUCUUCAUGGAAAAUCCUCGAUGGAAAACAAUAAGAAACAAACUAAGUCCUGCUUUCACAUCGGGAAAACUCAAGAUAAUGUAUGACCAGAUCAAAGAAUGUGGCACUAAAUUAAUGGAAAACAUUGAUGGCGAUUUAAUGGGGACAAAUGGCGAAAUAGAAGUAAAAGACACCAUGGGAAAGUAUUCGACUGACGUCAUCGGCACUUGUGCUUUUGGGCUCAAGUUAAACGCCAUAAGUAAUGAUGAAAAUCCAUUUCGUAAGUACGGAAAAUCGAUAUUCAUACCUUCAAUGAGAAUGCUAUUUAGAGAACUGUGCCUGAUGGUUACACCCACACUUUUGAAAGUCGUAAGAGUGAAAGAUUUUCCACCAGAAGCAACUGACUUUUUUCACGAGGCAUUUAAAGAAACGUUGACGUAUAGAAUUGAAAAUAAAAUUGUCAGAAAUGACUUCGUUAAUUGUUUGAUGCAAGCGAGAAAUGAUUUGACUUUAAAUACAAAUUUACCAAAAGAAGAAAAAUUUUCGGAAUCACAAAUUGUAGCAAACGCUUUUGUAAUGUUUGCUGCUGGGUUUGAAACAACGUCCGGUACUUUAAGUUAUAUAUUAUAUGAAUUAGCGUUGAAUGUACCUGUUCAAGAGAAAGUACGUCAAGAGUUUCAAUUGAAUUUAUCCAAAAAUAAUGGACAAAUUGACAACGAAUUUUUAACGGGGCUUAAUUACAUGGAAAUGGUUAUUGCGGRUUUAUUUAAUCGCCGGUACGAAGAAAUGAUUAUUUUUGCUUUUAAAAAAAUGUCUUUAUAA
Diuraphis noxia (Russian wheat aphid) is the source of this 1266-nucleotide messenger RNA. RefSeq names its product putative cytochrome P450 6a13. Gene Ontology annotation, molecular function: heme binding; monooxygenase activity; oxidoreductase activity, acting on paired donors, with incorporation or reduction of molecular oxygen. The record is from RefSeq and is a predicted model, not a curated record. NCBI's taxonomy places the organism in Eukaryota, Metazoa, Arthropoda, Insecta, Hemiptera, Aphididae.